Messenger RNA from Pongo pygmaeus (Bornean orangutan), 2723 nucleotides. RefSeq names its product DNA polymerase alpha 2, accessory subunit (gene POLA2). Gene Ontology annotation, biological process: DNA replication initiation; DNA replication. The record is from RefSeq and is a predicted model, not a curated record. NCBI's taxonomy places the organism in Eukaryota, Metazoa, Chordata, Mammalia, Primates, Hominidae. Gene Ontology annotation, cellular component: alpha DNA polymerase:primase complex. The transcript is spliced from 18 exons. Bases 685 to 2361 code for a protein of 558 amino acids. Gene Ontology annotation, molecular function: DNA binding.
CGGCGCCUAGAACCGAAAGGGCAGCGCUUCCAAUUUCCACUUCCCCUGGAGCGGAGUUCUCGGUGGCUGUGAGAUGAAGAAUCAAACUGAGUUUGAUUUUGAAAUGCCCACCGGGUACCGCUUGGAUGCCAAAUCAAAAAUAGGAAUAUGCAGCACGAUUUUGAACCAACUCGAAGUUCCCAAAAGGCGGAAUUGGGAUGUGCUAGAUCGAGACUAGGCACUGGUGGCACCAGAGUUUGGAAAUUGUUGAAGCCCCGGUAACAAAGCAAGAGAUGUGGGGGUUUUGAAAUGUAGCUUUUUAUUCUUGGCUCCUCCCUUUCCAGCCUACACCUUAAACCUCUGCUGAUCCAUCGGUUCUUUUAUCAGAGCUGUUGGUGGUCUGUGCAAAUAUGAAUCCCUUGAGGUGGGUUCCUAAAAAUGAAUUUGAGCUGUGGAAGGAGCUUUAGGGAGCUUUUUGGCUCCCUCUGUUUACAGAUGGAGAAACAGACAAGGAAAGCUAAUUGCCUGAGCUGUCUGUGAAGCCAGGUGUCCUGCCUUGGAGUCCCGUGCUGCAUCAUACGGGUCCAUCGUGUUGGUCAAGCUGUAGAGCAGUGUAAGGAGUCAUUUGAAGCAAAGCCUGGGAGAUGUGGAAGUUCUAGAAUCGUGGUAGAGCUUUGUCUUCAGUAUGGACAGAAUGAGGAGGGAAUGGUAGGCGAGCUUAUAGCCUUCUGCACCAGCACACAUAAAGUUGGCCUUACCUCAGAGAUCCUGAACUCUUUUGAGCAUGAGUUUCUGAGCAAAAGAUUAUCGAAAGCCAGGCACAGUGCCUGCAAGGACAGUGGCCAUGCGGGAGCUAGAGACAUUGUUUCCAUUCAAGAGCUAAUUGAAGUGGAAGAAGAAGAGGAAAUCCUCUUGAACUCUUACACCACACCUUCAAAGGGUUCUCAGAAGCGAGCUAUCUCUACCCCAGAAACCCCCCUAACAAAAAGGAGUGUGUCAACUCGUAGCCCCCAUCAGCUCCUCUCACCGUCAAGUUUCUCUCCAAGUGCUACUCCCUCCCAGAAAUACAAUUCACGAAGUAACCGAGGAGAAGUGGUUACCUCCUUUGGCUCAGCACAGGGAGUAUCUUGGUCUGGGAGAGGAGGAGCUGGAAACAUCAGCCUGAAGGUCUUGGGAUGUCCAGAGGCACUAACUGGGAGCUACAAAUCCAUGUUUCAGAAGCUCCCAGACAUUCGAGAAGUUCUGACCUGUAAGAUAGAAGAACUUGGCAGCGAACUCAAGGAACAUUACAAGAUUGAAGCUUUCACUCCUUUGCUAGCCCCAGCACAGGAGCCUGUCACUCUGCUGGGCCAGAUUGGCUGUGAUAGCAACGGGAAGCUGAACAACAAGUCAGUGAUUCUCGAGGGAGACCGGGAACAUUCCUCGGGUGCUCAAAUUCCAGUGGAUUUAUCUGAGCUUAAGGAAUAUUCUCUGUUUCCUGGACAGGUUGUAAUUAUGGAAGGAAUCAACACCACUGGUAGGAAACUUGUUGCCACCAAACUCUACGAGGGUGUGCCACUUCCAUUUUAUCAGCCCACUGAAGAGGAUGCAGACUUUGAGCAAAGCAUGGUCCUGGUUGCCUGUGGACCAUACACCACGUCUGACAGCAUCACGUAUGACCCCCUGCUCGACCUGAUUGCUGUCAUCAACCAUGACCGGCCAGAUGUCUGCAUCCUGUUUGGCCCUUUCCUGGACGCUAAGCAUGAACAGGUGGAGAAUUGUCUACUGACAAGUCCAUUUGAAGACAUUUUCAAGCAGUGUCUACGAACAAUUAUUGAAGGCACAAGAAGCUCUGGCUCCCACCUUGUCUUUAUCCCGUCAUUGAGAGAUGUGCACCAUGAGCCUGUGUACCCCCAGCCGCCUUUCAGCUACUCCGAUCUGUCUCGAGAGGACAAAAAGCAAGUACAGUUUGUGUCCGAGCCCUGCAGCCUCUCCAUAAACGGAGUGAUCUUCGGCUUGACGUCCACGGAUCUGCUUUUCCACCUGGGGGCCGAGGAGAUCAGUAGUUCUUCUGGAACUUCAGACAGAUUCAGCCGAAUACUCAAGCACAUCCUGACCCAGAGGAGCUACUACCCGCUCUACCCGCCCCAGGAAGACAUGGCCAUUGACUAUGAGAUGUUCUAUGUCUACGCACAGCUGCCUGUCACCCCAGAUGUCCUCAUCAUCCCGUCAGAGCUGAGGUACUUCGUGAAGGAUGUCCUCGGCUGUGUCUGUGUGAACCCCGGUCGGCUUACCAAAGGGCAGGUGGGAGGCACCUUCGCCCGACUCUACCUCAGGAGGCCGGCAGCGGAAGGGGCAGAGAGGCAGAGCCCAUGCAUUGCUGCGCAGGUCGUCAGGAUCUGAGGCUUCUGUCCUCUGCUGUUCUCUGCUGUGUGGGCCCUUAAAGUCUUAGCCAAGAGCCAAGAGCCAAGACGUAGCCCUGUGACAAGGUGAACAGUUGGGUGGGAAAGGAGAGAGGAGCCAGCCAGGGAGGGGCAGCUGCAGUGACCAGGCCCAGCAGGGAGGGCUUGUGCAGCCGGGCCUGCCUGUGAGUGGUGCCUCUCCUGGAAGGAAGCUUUUGCUUCUCAGUCCAUGCUCUGUGUCCAGAAGUAAGCCAGCUAUGGAUCCCGCCCGCUCAGAAAAGGCGAGAAAGCUUCGUGAUUUUCUACAUGAAUCAAACACAGAAACAGCUUUUGGAGAAAUUAAAUUCUGAGUGUGACUUCUGA